Magnolia sinica is the source of this 3845-nucleotide messenger RNA. Its product is annotated as protein transport protein SEC24 C-like. The record is from RefSeq and is a predicted model, not a curated record. Gene Ontology annotation, molecular function: zinc ion binding; SNARE binding. The transcript has 25 exons. Gene Ontology annotation, cellular component: endoplasmic reticulum exit site; COPII vesicle coat. The coding region runs from base 271 to 3453 and encodes 1060 amino acids. NCBI's taxonomy places the organism in Eukaryota, Viridiplantae, Streptophyta, Magnoliopsida, Magnoliales, Magnoliaceae. Gene Ontology annotation, biological process: endoplasmic reticulum to Golgi vesicle-mediated transport; intracellular protein transport; COPII-coated vesicle cargo loading.
GAAGUCCUGUGUUCAACCCGUCUCUCGUUCAGGGAAAAUCAUUCAUCGCAUUUUCGUACGCAGCCAUCACUGUCCAGAUCCAACCUUCUCUCUUCAAGAAGAACGGUGCGCACUUCACCCCCUCCCUCCCUCCCUCUCUCUCUCUUUCUUUCAUAUCUUCUUCGCUGCUCAGAGCUUUUCCGUAAUUACUUCUCCAAUCCUCUAAUUCUAGAAGAAGAGAUAAGGUUUGGCUGAAGAAUCAAAGGGAUUUAGGUCUGUGUUUUUUCGCUGAUGGCAUCUCCUGUACCCCCGCGGGUACCAAGACCUGGCUAUUCUCCCCCUAAUUUCAACCCUAAUUACCAAAACACCCCAAAUUCUAUAGCAGAAAACAUGCAAAAUCUACAAAUCAAUCGCCCACCAGGUCCACCACGAAUGAUGCCCAGUACAUCUGUUCCCCGACCUCCCCCUUUUGUGACCUCACCCUUCCAGUCGUCUGCCCCUUCAGCCCCCCCUCCAGCCUCCUUUCCUGGUGCAGCACCAGUUUCCCGGUCUGGGCCACCACCAGCUGGCAUCCCACGAGUUGGUCCUCCUGCAUCUGGUCCUCAGCAAGUAUCAAAUUUGGCAUCUGGAAGGCCAUCAGGGUCACCGUUUUCUCAGCACCCACCUUUUGGUUUGAGACCCCCACCUCCUGGGGCAUACCCUUCUGCCCCAAUGGCAACUGGUCCCAUUGCCCCCCCACCAAAUGUGCAGGGUCCGACAAGUAAUGGACCACCUGUGUUUGCACAAGGGACUUUGCUGGGUGGUCCCCGUUUCUCUUCCAUUGGCAGCAUCCAGCAACCGGCGGUUGGACCUCUGCCAGUGGGUUCAUCACCCAUGGACUCUCAGCCUCCAAGUAUGCGCCCUUUUCUCGGGAGCUCAACUUCUGGUACUCCAUUGGGUCCGCCCCCACAACCACCCCUUCCAUUUUCAGCUGCAAGUCAAGGCAUGCCCCCAACUUCAGCUCCUCUAUAUGGGUCGCAACCGUGGCAGAUGCAACCCCGGCAGGGGGGUCCACUGGCACCAGGUACCAUGCAACCGCCUAGAAUGUUUGGAAUGCCACCGGGUCUACCAAAUCAGACCAUGCCUCCUUUACCACCUGGUAUAGGUCAUCCAUCAUCUGAAGCUCCGGUAGCAGGGCCAUCCAAAAUUGAUCCCAACCAAAUCCCACGCCCCAUUCCAAGUUCCUCGGUGAUAUUAUUUGAGACUCGUCAGUACAAUCAAGUUAAUAGUCCCCCGCCUGCCACAAGUGAUUACAUCGUCAAGGACACUGGGAACUGCAGUCCACGUUACAUGAGGUGCACUAUUAAUCAGAUUCCAUGCUCGGGUGACCUUUUGGCAACUUCUGGCAUGCCGUUGGCUUUGAUGGUGCAACCUUUGGCUGUCCCUCAUCCAUCUGAAGAGCCUAUCCAAGUUGUGGAUUUUGGAGAAAGCGGGCCUGUUCGAUGCUCUCGAUGCAAAGCGUACAUAAAUCCUUUUAUGAAAUUUAUUGAUCAAGGAAAGCGUUUCAUUUGUAAUUUAUGUGGAUUCACCGAUGAGACUCCUCGUGACUACUACUGCAAUACAGCACCAGAUGGAAGGCGUAGAGAUGCUGAUGAAAGGCCUGAGCUUUGCAGGGGAACAGUUGAAUUUGUUGCUACAAAGGAAUACAUGGUGCGUGAUCCAAUGCCUGCUGUGUUCUUCUUCCUCAUUGACGUGUCAAUGAAUGCUAUACAGACAGGUGCAACUGCAGCAGCAUGUAGUGCAAUCAGCCAAGCUAUUAGUGAUCUUCCUGAAGGUCCUCGGACACUGGUGGGCAUCGCAACAUUUGACUCAGCUAUCCAUUUUUACAACCUAAAACGGGCACUACAGCAGCCUUUGAUGUUUAUUGUUCCUGAUGUACAAGAUGUUUACACGCCACUUCAAACUGAUGUCAUUGUUCAACUUGCUGAGUGCCGUCAACAUUUGGGGCAAUUGCUGGAGAACAUUCCAACCAUGUUUCAGAAUAACAGAGUUGCUGAAUCUGCCUUUGGUGCAGCUAUCAAGGCUGGUUAUUUGGCAAUGAAGUCCACUGGAGGAAAACUUCUUGUAUUUCAAUCAGUUUUGCCAUCAGUUGGUGUUGGAAGCCUUUCUGCUAGAGAAGUUGAAGGAAGAACGAAUGUGACUGCUGGAGAGAAGGAAACCCAUAAAUUGCUUCAGCCAGCAGACAAGACUCUGAAAACAAUGGCAAUAGAAUUUGCAGAGUCUCAGGUUUGCGUGGACAUUUUUGUUACUACCCAGUCAUAUAUAGACAUUGCUUCUAUCUCUGUGGUUUCAAGGACUACUGGGGGACAGGUAUAUUAUUACCACCCUUUUUCAGCUCUAUGUGAUUCUGCCAAAAUUUACAAUGAUCUUAAAUGGAACAUUGCAAGGCCACAGGGUCUUGAGGCAGUAAUGCGUGUAAGAUGCAGCCAGGGUCUUCAAGUUCAAGAGUACUCUGGAAACUUUUGCAAACGCAUACCCACAGAUGUUGAUCUUCCUGGGAUUGACAGUGACAAGACCAUAAUGGUCACCUUCAAACAUGAUGAUAAAUUUCAGGAGGGCUCCGAAUGUUCUUUUCAGUGUGCCCUUCUUUACACAACAGUUUAUGGGCAAAGAAGAAUUCGAGUUCAGACUUUAUCGCUUCCUUGCACAACCGUGCUCAGCAAUCUAUUUCGUACAGCUGAUCUGGAUACUCAGUUCGCAGGUUUCUUAAAGCAAGCUGCGAAUGAAAUUCCCAUCACUCCUCUCAUUCAAGUACGGGAGCAAAUAAUGAACCUUUGCAUCAACAUACUUUGCGCCUAUCGUAAAUUUUGUGCAACAGUAUCAUCAUCCGGACAGCUAAUUCUUCCCGAGGCUCUUAAGCUUUUGCCUCUUUAUACGCUAGCAUUGGCAAAAAGUACAGGGUUGCGAUCUGAUGGACGGAUAGAUGAUCGGUCUUACUGGGUCAGUCACGUGGCAUCCCUCUCUACUGCAUUGGCUAUUCCUUUGGUGUAUCCUAGGAUGAUGGCUAUCCAUAAUCUUGCUUCAAAGGAAGCUGAUCCAUCUCUUCUUCCACCAACAAUUCCACUUUCCAGUGAGCAUGUGACUGAUGAUGGAAUCUUUCUCCUUGAAAAUGGAGAGGAUUGUUUGAUUUAUGUUGGGAACACGGUGAAUCCAGAUAUUUUAAGGCAAUUAUUUGGAGUUUCCUCAGUUGAAGAAAUUCCUAUGCAGUUUCUGCUGCAGCAAUACGACAAUGAGUUGUCAAAGAAAGUAAAUGAUGCGGUGAAUGAGAUACGGCGCCAAAGAUCUUCCUAUCUCCGUUUACGGUUGUGCAGAAAAGGAGAUUCAUCAGGGCCUUUGUUCUUUUCGUAUUUGGUUGAAGACAAGACUGCGACAGGCCUCUCUUAUGUUGAGUUCCUUGUACAUGUCCACCGGCAAAUCCAAACUAAAAUGGCAUGAGCAUUUAGCUAUUCCCUAUCAUGGAUAAGAGUUCUGGAUGCCCUUGAAAUUGGAUCUGGAAGUGGACAUAGGUGGAGCAGAUGAUCAUCCCAUCUGCUCUGUGAUAUAAUUGCUGCUUGCUUUUUGUGAUGCUAGAUCCAUCAGUUAGUGGAGAGAAUGCUGGGGAUUCUGCAUUUGGUUGUUGAUAUUCCUGUCAGAUUCGUGUAAGAUUCAACAGAGAUUGUAAUAAAUACUGGGACAUAGCUUCUUCUCUUUAUUUUAUUUUAUUUUCUGAGUUAGGCAUUUGUAAUGUCUGUCAUUUGCUUUCUUCUCUGUAAAAUAAAGUCUAUAAGAUAUGGAAAGAAAAAGAGGCUUGUUGAACAAUCAAUCGAUGGUUCUAAUCCUUAGUUCAA